This is a messenger RNA of Dujonia railenensis, 2661 nucleotides long. Lineage: Eukaryota; Fungi; Ascomycota; Pichiomycetes; Serinales; Debaryomycetaceae. The record is from the annotation of a GenBank genome assembly.
AUGUUAAGAAAUACUACUGGGUCUAUCGGAGGGUUGGCAGCCAAAAAGGCAGCUUCUUCAGUCAGAUCUGUUGGAAAGAAAGUAUUAACCAGCAAUGCUAGUAAGUUAGCAGCCACAACUGCUGCUCGUUGUAACUCUACCAAGGCCAACAAUACCUCUUCUGCCAGUAUUUCCAGUGCUAGUGCCAGAUCCUACUCUACCAGAUCCACCGUUGUCCAAUUGCUUAACAACAUUGGGUCUAAGAGAGAAGUUGAACAGUACCUUAAGUACUUCACUUCUGUGUCGUCCCAACAGUUCGCCGUGAUCAAGGUUGGUGGUGCUAUCAUUACACAGCAGUUGCCUGAAUUGGCUUCUUGUUUAGCAUUCCUCUACCAUGUUGGUUUGUACCCUAUUGUUCUCCACGGUACCGGACCUCAAAUCAACGAACUUUUGGAAAACGAAGGUGUUGAGCCUGAGUAUAUUGAUGGGAUCAGAAUCACUGAUGCUAAGACCAUGGAAGUGGUUAGAAAAUGUUUCCUUGAACAAAACCUUAGAUUGGUCACUGCUUUGGAGAAGAUGGGUGUUCAUGCUAGACCAAUAACUGCUGGUGUAUUCGGUGCUGAAUACUUGGACAAAGACAAGUACCAGUUGGUUGGAAAAGUGAACUCUGUUAACAAGGCUCCAAUCGAAGCUUCCAUUGAAGCUGGAUACUUGCCAAUCUUGACUUCUUUGGCUGAGACUCCAUCUGGUCAGUUAUUGAAUGUCAAUGCGGAUGUCGCUGCUGGUGAAUUAGCCAGAGAAUUCGAACCAUUAAAGAUCGUCUACUUGAAUGAGAAGGGUGGAAUUAUUAACGGUAACACCGGUGAAAAGGUCAGUGUUAUCAACUUAGAUGAAGAAUACGAAGAUUUAUUAAAGGAGAGCUGGGUUAAGUAUGGUACCAAGUUGAAGAUCAAGGAAAUUCACGAUUUGUUACAACAUUUACCAAGAUCCUCUUCAGUUGCCAUCAUUGAUGUUGACGACUUACAAAAGGAAUUAUUCACUGAUUCUGGUGCUGGUACCUUAAUCAGAAGGGGUUACAAGUUAAUAAACCGUAAUUCUUUGAAGGAGUUCGGUAACCCAGACUUAUUAAGACUGGCUUUAUUGAGAGACCCAGAAAUCAAGAGUGGUAAACUCUCUGCUGCUUCAUACUUGAAGACUUUGGAAAAGAUCCCCUUCAAGAGUUAUGGUGAUGAACCAUUGGAAGUUUUAGCCAUCGUGAUUAACGAUGAAGCUAAUAACCAAUUACCUAAAUUGGAUAAGUUCUUAUCAUCUAGGACCGGUUGGCUCAAUAAUGUCACCGACAACAUUUUCAGUUCAAUCAAGAAAGAUUUCAAAGAAUUGUAUUGGAUUGUCAAUGAAAACGAUUCUAACUUAUCAUGGUAUUUCUCCAAGGCUGAUGGAUCCUUCGCUAAGAAUGGUGAAAUUCUUUUCUGGUACGGAUUGAAAACUAACCAAGUUUCUGAAUUGAUUAAGGAGUUUGACACUUCUUCAAACUUUAACUCUAGUCUGUUAAGCUCUUCAAAGGAAUCAGGUGUAUUUUCCUCUCCAACUCAAAAGAGAGGACUUCACACUUACAACAACCAUUUCAAGAGCCAAUUUUAUCACGCCCGUCGUCAAAUUACCACCAACCCAAAUCCACCAAAGCGUGAAAGUACCAACAACCAAAAGUUGAAAGUUGCAUUGAUUGGUGCAAGAGGUUACACUGGACAAAACUUGAUUUCUAUGAUCGACAAGCAUCCUUACUUGGAAUUAUCUCACGUCUCAUCUAGAGAAUUGAGUGGCCAAAAAUUACAAGGUUACAACAAGGACAAUAUUGUCUACAGCAACUUGCAAGUAGAAGAUAUUAAAGAAUUGGAAUCUAAUGGAGAAGUUGAUGUCUGGGUUAUGGCAUUACCAAAUGGUGUCUGUAAACCAUUUGUUGACGCUAUAGAUUCUGUUGGAGGUACCAAAUCUAAGAUAAUUGAUUUAUCAGCAGACUACAGAUUUGAUACUACAGGCGAAUGGGUUUACGGAUUACCAGAAUUGAACGACCGUAAUGAAAUCGCUAAGGCCAGAAAAAUUUCCAAUCCAGGUUGUUACGCAACCGGUGCUCAAGUUGCCAUUGCCCCAUUAGUUGACUACAUAGCAGGAACUCCUACCAUUUUCGGUGUUUCUGGUUACUCUGGAGCUGGUACCAAACCAUCACCAAAGAACAAUGUCAAGAUAUUAAACAACAACCUUAUUCCAUACUCAUUAACUGAUCACAUCCACGAGAAGGAAAUUAGUUCCCAAUUAGGAUUGGACGUUGCGUUCACUCCACACGUUGCUCAAUGGUUCCAGGGUAUUUCCCACACCAUUUCCAUCCCAAUCAAGCCGAAAUCAUUAACUUCUAGAGAAAUCAGAAACCUUUACCAAGAUAGAUACCAAGGAGAACAGCUUAUCAGCGUAAGUGGUGAAGCACCAUUGGUCAAGGAUAUCAGUGGUAAACAUGGUGUAGUUAUUGGAGGAUUUGCACUCAACUCCAAGGAAAAUAGAGUUGUCGUUGUCGCCACUAUUGAUAACUUAUUGAAGGGUGCAUCCACUCAAUGUUUACAGAACAUUAAUCUUGCUUUGGGAUACGGAGAAUACGAUGGUAUUCCAGAUGACUUAUUUAUUAGAGGUUAG